CACUCGCCUUCCCCCAACCAUAUCGCCUCGCAGAUCCCCAGCCCACCGUCUAUCGCCCGUCAUCUCCCCACAAAAACCCUAAGAAGAAGAAGAAGCAGAAGCUUCGAUCGAUUACCAUUGACGGCCUCGCGACAUCUGAAUCGAGAUCCCUCUCGAGGGAUUGUACGGUUUCCCCAACCGUCGAAUUCGCGCUCUCGUCUUCCUCAGCCGAUAAUGGGCGCUUCCGGUGGCUCGUCGUCGGCCCGCUUCCACGGCGUUGAUCGCUUCUACAGCCCGCCCGCGGUCAGAAGGCAGAUCGAACAGCAGCAGAAGCAGAAGCUCCAACAGCAACAGCAGCAGCAGCAGCAGCAAUCACCGACGCACAGGCCGGCGCGGCCUAAGCCCCGGCCCGCCCAGCCUGCAGCGCAGCCGCUGGUCGAGUCGCGUGAUGCCGCGGAUAAUCGGGCCGAAUCAGAUGAUUCAUCUUCCAAACAAUCGGUCUCGUCCUCACCCUCGUCUCCCUCGCCCGUGCCGCCGCCGCCUGCCGGGAACCUCGACCGGUUUCUCGAGUUCACCACCCCGGUCGUCCCCGCUCGUUAUCUGCCCAAGACGAGCGUGAGGGGGUGGAGGAACUGCGACGCCGCGACGGUGCAAUCGCAGCCCUACUUUUGCCUUGGAGAUCUUUGGGAAUCUUUGAAGGAGUGGAGCGCUUAUGGCGCUGGGGUGCCUCUGGUGCUGAACGGGAGCGACUCCGUUGUUCAGUACUAUGUGCCGUAUCUUUCUGCAAUCCAACUAUAUGUGGACACUUCGAGUGCCACCUUGAGAUUAAGUGACAGGGAUCGAUUCCCAGAUACUAGCAGCGAUAGCAGUUGUGGGAGUGAAGUGGACCAAGUACAGGAAAGAAUUACAUCCUUGGGAACUAUCAACCACAAUGUGCAAGGAGACUUUGUAGGUGACAAUGGUGAUGCUUGCACCCCAGCCACUCGUCCUGUAUUUGAGUACCUAGAGCGGGAUCCACCAUAUGGAAGGGAACCUCUCGCUGACAAGAUAUCAGUUCUUGCAAGUAAAUUUCCAGAUCUGAAGACAUAUAGAAGCUGUGAUCUAUUGUCAUUGAGUUGGAUGUCUGUUGCAUGGUACCCAAUAUACAGGAUACCAAUGGGACCAACAUUAAGGGACUUGGAUGCUUGCUUUUUGACAUUUCACACUCUGUCAUCUCCUAAAAAUGGAGCUGGUCCACAGUCUGAGGUUCAUGGAACUCAUUCUGUUAGAGAUGUCAAGAGAUCUGUGAAGUUAACGUUGCCUGUCUUUGGGCUUGCUUCAUACAAGUUCAGAGGUUCUAUUUGGACAUCUAAUGGACUGCACGAACGACAGAUCUCAAGCUCUCUGCUUCAAGCUGCAGAUAAUUGGCUUCGCCUUCUUCGUGUAGAUCAUCCAGACUAUAGUUUUUUUGUGUCUCAUUAUAGCGCAUUUAGGAGAUGAUCUUUGAUUCAAGUGAAACUGCCCAUUUUAAUUUUUUGGUGUAUCAAUCAGAACUUUAUCUGGGUGCCCGUGGGACAGUUUGCCAUCAGUCUGUUUUUAUUGGCAUGUCUCGUUCCGCGAUCUUAUGUUUUUGAGAGAGGAGAUACACAGAUAAGCGAGAACUUUAUAUUUUUACAAAGCUCUUAGAAUAAAAUUCUACAUUAAGAGCCA
Messenger RNA from Musa acuminata AAA Group (dessert banana), 1668 nucleotides. RefSeq lists its product as uncharacterized. NCBI's taxonomy places the organism in Eukaryota, Viridiplantae, Streptophyta, Magnoliopsida, Zingiberales, Musaceae. The record is from RefSeq and is a predicted model, not a curated record. The transcript is spliced from 6 exons. The coding region runs from base 214 to 1458 and encodes 414 amino acids.